GCGUAGAGUGACGUGCAAUCUGCUAUUGGAUAUCGUAUCGCCUGCGCAGAAGGCUUCUUGCAGAUAAAAUCUCACGACUCGCAGCACUAGAUCUCUAGUCUCGACUGAGCUCAACACUAAUCGUCGUUAAGUCCUAUCGUGUGUACGAGUACUGAGUUUCUUAAGUAUGGAUGACGAAGAUGAGACCUACAAACUGUGGCGCAUUCGCAAAACAAUAAUGCAAUUGUGCCAUGAUCGGGGAUAUCUCGUCACGCAAGACGAAUUAGACCAAACCAUAGAACAAUUUAAAGAACAUUACGGAGACAAACCCAGCGAGAAAAGACCAGCUAGAAGCGAACUUAUUGUUCUCGUUGCGCACAAUGACGAUCCCACAGAUCAGUUAUUCGUCUUCUUCCCCGAUGAACCAAAAAUUGGUAUUAAAACCAUCAAGACUUAUUGUCAGCGUAUGCAAGAAGAGAAGAUCCAUAGAGCAAUCAUUGUAGUUCAACAAGGUAUGACCCCAUCGGCUAAGCAAUCACUAACAGACAUGGCACCAAAAUAUAUAUUAGAGCAGUUCUUAGAAUCAGAGCUACUGAUCAACAUCACUGAGCAUGAGCUGGUACCUGAACACAUUGUCCUGACCCCAGAUGAAAAAGAAGAAUUAUUAACUAGGUACAAAUUGAAGGAAAAUCAGCUUAUGCGAAUACAAGCCGGUGAUCCAGUAGCGCGAUAUUUUGGACUAAAAAGAGGGCAAGUGGUAAAGAUCAUCAGGCCAUCGGAAACUGCUGGUAGAUACAUAUCUUACAGACUAGUCUGUUAAUAAGAAAAUAAAGAAAAAUUAUAUUAAAAACAGAUGACAUUUUGUAUAUAUGAUGACUUUUUGUACAUAUUGAGAGAAAAUAAAAAUGAAAGACGCUCUAA
Odontomachus brunneus is the source of this 900-nucleotide messenger RNA. RefSeq names its product DNA-directed RNA polymerases I, II, and III subunit RPABC1. Gene Ontology annotation, cellular component: RNA polymerase I complex; RNA polymerase III complex; RNA polymerase II, core complex. Gene Ontology annotation, biological process: DNA-templated transcription. NCBI's taxonomy places the organism in Eukaryota, Metazoa, Arthropoda, Insecta, Hymenoptera, Formicidae. The transcript is spliced from 3 exons. Bases 167 to 799 code for a protein of 210 amino acids. Gene Ontology annotation, molecular function: DNA binding; DNA-directed RNA polymerase activity. The record is from RefSeq and is a predicted model, not a curated record.